CUCCCUUAGAACACCAAGACACUCCGGAAAGAUCAACACAGACUCAGAGACUAGGAGCGGAACAGUAAGGGUAUAUUCAGUGGGACUGGCUUUAAGUCAACAUGGGUCAGCGGAUUGAUGAGCUGGAGAAACUCAGCUGGUUCCAUCCCAACCUCAAUCGUCACACUGCUGAAAGUAUGCUGAUGCAGAAUGCGAACAAUGGUAUCUACCUGCUCCGUGCAAGCUCCAAGGUUGGGGAGUAUGCCAUUUCAGUCAGAUGUGACCAGUCUGUGAAACACUUCAAUCUCACAUGGAAUGGCACAGAGUUCAAGUUUGGCCACGGGACAUUCAAGACAAUAAAGGACCUGCUGUUUCACUUUGACAACAAACCCCUGAUAGGGGGAGAGUCUGGUCAGUUGGUGCUCCUGACUCAGCCGUACCCACGAGACAUCGAGGAGCCCCAGAUGUACGAAUAUGUCACCGUACAUGCUGAACUCUCAUCUGCCGAUACCAAUGAUCGAAAGUCAGAUUUCUCGAUCAACUCAAAGGAAGGUUUCCUCACCAAGAUAGGAGCUCACUUCAAGACGUGGAGGACACGGUGGUUUGUACUGCAGAAACACGAGUUGAAGUAUUACAAGCAGAAUACAGACAAACACCCCAUACGAACGCUUGACCUCAAGCAUUGCACAGAAUGUAGCCGUGAUUUCUCCCACAAAGACAAGCAAUAUGUGUUCAGGUUGAAGUUUGACUGGCGGACAUUCUACAUUUAUGCCACAUCAGAGCAGGAGAUGAACGAAUGGAUGAAAGUGAUCAACUGGAGGCUUAAACCACGGACAUGAGAGGUGCAGGUUUCAAGGAAUGGCUGACUGCAUGAGUGGACUUUGUUGUGAGACAGCAUCGUCAGCUAGUCAUCUGCUCAUACAAGGGAGGGAGCUGCUGGUCAACUGUGACCUCUCCUUCACCUUGAAGCAUGGUUGUGGGCUUUAUGGCUAUAUAUGUUACCAUGGCGACACAAGUCUGCUACACUCCAUUACCAUGGUUCUGCAGCAUACUGUAUGUUUAUUAGAUUAUGAUAAAUACCUGGAUUUCAUUCAUCACCAAAGCUUUUGUUCCAGAUGUGAAGUUCCCAGAGGUUGAAAUUAACAACCAAUCCAAAUGCCCUUUCUUAACAUUCAUUUGUAUGAGUGAGUCGUUGAUAGAUUAAACACAGUCAGAAGGCUGUUUAUCCUGAA
Haliotis rubra (blacklip abalone) is the source of this 1211-nucleotide messenger RNA. RefSeq names its product dual adapter for phosphotyrosine and 3-phosphotyrosine and 3-phosphoinositide-like. Lineage: Eukaryota; Metazoa; Mollusca; Gastropoda; Lepetellida; Haliotidae. The record is from RefSeq and is a predicted model, not a curated record. The coding region runs from base 102 to 818 and encodes 238 amino acids. The transcript has 9 exons.